AUAAAUUGAUGAUGGAUGGAAGCUGAUGAGACAAAAAUAUGAGGCUAGAAGAGAGGAUGAGAGGAAAAAUGAAUUGCAAGGAAAAUCAGAUUCCACGUCGUUGGGAUUGCAUAUCCAAACAAUCUACUCCCUCCUCGCGGCCAGCCUUAUCGACUUAACCAACAAGACACAGAGAGAGAAGAAGAAGAAGAAGAAGAAGAAGAAGACGACGUCGAUGUCUGUGUCGCUCUCCUCUGCAUCUCUAUAUGUGCCUAGUACUACUAGCAGUAGUAGUACACACUUGAACUUGGCCUUUGAAUUGAGGAAAUGGCGGAUCAGAGCUUCCUCCGCUGCUUCUUCUGGCGUCCAAUUCACCACUCUCGAAUCAGCCAUUGCCGAGACCUCUCUUCGGGAGCUGACAACUCUUGGAAUUAAAAACGCGGAGAACCUUGCAAUCCCAAGUGUUAGAAAUGAUGCAGCUUUUCUCUUUACGGUGGUAGGGACAACAGGCUUUUUGGGUGUUCUUGCCGGUCAGCUUCCUGGGGAUUGGGGCUUCUUUGUGCCAUACUUGAUUGGGAGCAUUUCUUUAGUAGUUUUGGCUGUGGGAAGCAUUUCACCUGGGCUUCUUCAAGCUGCCAUUGGUGGAUUUUCAUCACUUUUUCCUGAUUACCAGGAUAGGAUUGCUAGACAUGAAGCAGCUCAUUUCUUAGUUGCCUACUUGCUUGGCCUUCCUAUACUCGGAUAUUCUUUGGAUAUUGGGAAAGAGCAUGUUAAUCUCAUUGACAAAAAGCUGGAAAAGCUCAUAUACAGUGGGCAGCUUGAUGCAAAGGAACUGGACAGGUUGGCAGUUGUAGCUAUGGCUGGACUGGCAGCUGAAGGUUUGCAAUAUGAUAAAGUGGUCGGUCAAUCUGCUGAUCUUUUCACUCUUCAGAGGUUGAUAAACAGGAGCAAGCCGCAGCUUAGCAAAGAACAGCAGCAAAAUCUUACCAGAUGGGCUGUGAGUGUUUCUAUCAUGCAACCAAUGCACAUGUUUUACUUGCAUUUUGCAUUACAAUCUUGACUUUGAAAUUCUUCUGUUUCAAGGGUUCUGUUUGCUGGAUCCCUUUUAAAAAAUAACAAGGUAAUUCAUGAGUCCCUAAUGUCGGCAAUGUCGAAGAAGGCAACUGUGUUAGAGUGCAUUGAAGCAAUUGAGAAGGCUGCAUAAUGAUUAAAACAUACCGACAGUUGUAACAUUAUUUCAAGAAUAAGGGCACUUUAGUAUGUUUAGUUGCUUGUUUCCUAAUUAGAUUUUAGGUCUUGGUAUAUAUACCUAGUGAUGUAAUUAUUUGCUCUGAUUUGAAUUAUGUCUGAAGAUAAAUUGGAAGCCAUUAGCAUUCAUAUGAAUGGAGAAAAUUAUUCGUAUU
Messenger RNA from Camellia sinensis, 1382 nucleotides. The record is from RefSeq and is a predicted model, not a curated record. Lineage: Eukaryota; Viridiplantae; Streptophyta; Magnoliopsida; Ericales; Theaceae.